Molecule: messenger RNA, 2426 nt
Organism: Monopterus albus (swamp eel)
Lineage: Eukaryota; Metazoa; Chordata; Actinopteri; Synbranchiformes; Synbranchidae
Gene: dnajc5ga
Product: DnaJ (Hsp40) homolog, subfamily C, member 5 gamma a
Exons: 5
Coding region: 38-697 (219 amino acids)
Source: RefSeq, a predicted model, not a curated record
UGACUUUUUUAUUUUUCUCUAUUCACAGAAGUGAGCCAUGGCUGAACCAAGCUCCUCCUGUCCCCAAAGGAAGAUGUCCACCGCUGGGGAGAGCAUGUACAAGGUGUUAGGGCUGGAGAAAGGAGCCUCAGCUGAGGACAUCAAGGGAGCAUACAGAAAACUAAGACUGAAGUACCACCCGGAUAAGAAUCCAGACAACCCGGAGGCAGCGGAGAAGUUUAAGGAGAUUAACAACGCCAUCUCUAUUUUACUUGAUGAGACCAAGAGGAAGAUUUAUGAUGAGUAUGGCUCCAUGGGCCUUUAUGUGUCCGAACAGUUCGGAGAGGAAAGCGUCAAAUGUUACUUCCUCAUGUCCAAAUGGUGGUUUAAGGGCCUGGUGUUGUGCUGUACGUUGUUCACCUGCUGCUGCUGUUGCUGCUGCUGCUGUUUCUGCUGUGGGAAGUGUAAACCACCUGAGGACAAUGAAAGCUACCAAUAUGUCGCACCUGAAGACCUGGAGGCCCAAAUCAAAGCGGAGCAGGAUGAAGCAGGUAGCACGGUAAUCAUAUGCCAGCCGACAUCUGAUCUGGGUCCAGAAGGCCAGAGUCAGCCAAUCCUGCUGCCUAUGCCCAUGCCUCCACCUGAGCCCAAGUCACUGUCAUCAACCAGUCCAGCAGGGGAAGAAAAGGCUAGAGAGACCUUACCAGAGUCAAAAUGACUUGAAAGUGACAGUGUGCGAAGAGACCAGAGAUCAACCAGCCCAAAGCCACCAGCCAGCUCAGGCCCAUCCCUCAAGCAUGACCUUCACAACCUACCUGAUAUGUCCACUGGACAGCACCUGUAAGGUGGGCACUUACAGGCUCUUGGCCCCCUCCAUGAAACUGAAUUAUGGAUGAGUAUUCAUGCAAAUUAACCUGCUAGCCUGGCUCCAGCCCUGUGAAAACCCUCAGGCCAACUAGCAAGUACAAGGCAACUAGCCAACCUCAUACAAGUCCCCACUCGCUUCUUCCUGUUUCCCAUGUAGUCCACUCGGGGCUGGAUUUGGCCUAGCUAGCAGUCCAGUUAUCCAGUGUUACACUAGGCUUGGUAACAUGCCUGAACUCCUUACUAAUGUGUUCUAGGUAUCCCAUUCCAACCAGUAAGAAUGUGACACUGGGCAGGAAGAUGGUGAAAACAAGGGGAUAUAAUGGCAGAAGUGAAGAAUCAUGGUACACGAUCCUCAUUAUUUAUCUACUUUCCAGAACAGGACUGGAAUUAUCUUCCUCUCGUUUGCAUUCCUUCCUGUCUUCUACCAUUUUGGACUGUGUACAUUGUAGACAGGAAUGUUUAUGUUUAUUUUAUUUUUAUUUUAUUUACAUUUCUCCUGCUUUAACUUGUUUUGGAGUGACCCUUUAAAAGGAUUGGUCGUACAGUAACACGAGUAUGGAACUGAAUGCCACUGGUGAUGUGUACACAUCAUCAGAAGCCAGCAGCCAAACAGAAACCACACAUUAAUACUGAUAGUGAAGAUGUGGAAUACCCUUUUUCCUCCUUCUGUCAAGGAACAAACACAUUCAUCCUUUCAAAUGAGUUCUUGAUGCCAAUUGCCGUCGUAAUAGAAAACAUUCUUCCUUCAAGGGAGGAGGGACAACCAACAGUCACUUCACAGAGCCACGGUACGAAUGGGGUCCCAGCUACAUUCACAUAAAUGCACAACCCAAAGUGGGAGAGGCAGGUACGAAUUAGACAAAUGAAACACAGCAGAAGUGACACUAUCACAUCAUGUCUUUGAUGUUAAAUGCUUGAGCCAAAACCCAGAGAGAGAAGAUUUUGUGCAUCGAUCAGUAAACUUGAGGCGUCCUUCUUCAGCGUGCAUGCACUUUUGUCUGGAUGCAUGCCUCCUACUGUACAGCAUGGGAAUAUACACCCUAAUCCACAAAACAUGGAACAACUGCCUAGCUUACCCUAACAGACAGCAGACUGGUUACACAUAUCCUGUAUACGAACGCACACUCGUACCUGCUCUUGUGUUUGUGUGCCAUCCUCGUCUAAAAUAGUACGGCGUCCAGCAUCUGUUGACUGCAGUGGAAGACAACAGGUGCCAUAACAUUUCUACUGGAACAUAACUAUUAAUCAUCGUGUUUUGUGAGAUCUCCCUUAUUGUGCUUCUUUUGUUGCCCACAGCCAGCAGCUUCAUGUAACAAGCAGCUUGGGGCCAACAGGCUGUGGAAAUGCCAUUUGUUCUGUAAAUUCUAUUUGUCAAAGUUGUUUGUAUAAUGUGCAUUUAGGUUUGUGCACCUGGAGAAGUGGGUCUUCUUUUGUCUCCAUUCCGGUUGUAAAUAAUUUACUGCACCUGUUUUGCAUCCAGAAGCACAUAAACCAUCAACAUUAUAGUUACUUGAUAAUUUGUAACCUCAGGUCAGGCUUCACUAACACUGCACAACAAAGAAGGGCAGUCUCCUAAUUUG